CUCUUUUUCUCUUGUGGGGCUGCAGGGAAGGGUAGGCGACUGCGCCAGCGCGGGCGUCCCUGAGAGGGCCGGGCGCGAUCCCAGCCGGCUGCGGCGCGCAGGAGCCGGGCCCGGGAGGCCCGACGGGGCGCCCGGCAUGUGGGACCCGCAGGAGUUUGAGCGCCACUGGCAGGCCGAGUUCCCCGGGGAGGAGGCGCCGGCCAUGAGGCUGGACUCGGUGCAGGACAUGGAGCGGGAGCUGGAGCACUGCAAACUCAACCUGAAGCGGCUGCAACAGGUGUUGGCGGAAGAGAAGUUCAAAGUCCUAUACCUGCAGGCUGCCCUGGCCGGGGAGAAGCUAAACCCCGGCUGCGGGCGCCGGGCAGGCGGAGACGGCUGCAGCGGGGGAGCCUCGGCGGAGGAGCCAGCGCCAGCCGGGCCAGAGCGAGCGCCGCCACCGUGCGAGCAGGAGGACGCGGAGGACGGCGGCGGAGUCCCCCCGGGCCCCGCGCGCCCCGACCCGGAGGUGGCGGCGAAGGCCGAGUCUCCCCCCUACGUGUGCCUGGACCUUCCCCGCUGUCCCCGGGCGGCGGGGGGCGGGGGCGCGGUGCGCAGCUUGACCGCAGCCAUCCACCAGCAGCUGCUGCAGCCUCGCCUCCUCUUCAGCCCCCGGGAGGAUUGCGCGCCCCCCGGCCACGAUGGCAGUGUUCCCAAGGCUCCUGGACAGGAUCUGUCCUCCGGGACCCGCACGGGGCGGGGCUCAGAGGAAGGCGAGCCGGACGCCUCCGGCGCGGACGAUGGGGGCGACAGCAGUGACCACGACUUCGAGAUGGUGGAUUUGAACGAGAAAUUCGUACUGGGCCACUUGCUAGUGGCCCCCUGCCGGUUCGGGACUCGAGAUGACCCGGAGAAGCCGGCGCGGGCGUGCAGCCCCCACCGCUGGAUGCACCUGAUCCCGGGGGGCCGGAGGCAGCACCGCCGGAGCGGCGACACGGACCAGCUGGAGGCGGAGGCUAAGGACGGUGGGGGCUCGCCCCUAGCCGCGGAUGAGCACAGGCGCGGGGCCCGCGAGCACCUCCCCCCGUGGCGGCGCAAGAGGUUCCUGCGGGUGCCUGAGCGGGACUCGCCCAGCCACAGCUCGCCGGAGAGGGGCAGCGACUGCAGCCACAACAGCUCCGAUCACGAGGACAGCCUGUCUGCAGACUUCAGCUACGGGGCAGACGACUACGACGGAGAGGGGAAUGAGGAGCAGAAAGGGCCCCCGGAGGGCUCAGAGACCAUGCCGUACAUCGACGAGUCGCCAACCAUGUCCCCCCAGCUCAGCGCCCGCAGCCAGGGCGGCGGGGACAGCAUCUCCCCCACCCCACCCGAGGGGCUGGCACCUGGGGUGGAAGCAGGGAAAGGCCUGGAGAUGAGGAAGCUGGUUCUCUCGGGGUUCCUGGCCAGCGAAGAGAUCUACAUCAACCAGCUGGAAGCCUUGUUGCUGCCCAUGAAACCCCUGAAGGCCACAGCCACCACCUCCCAGCCCGUGCUCACCAUCCAGCAGAUCGAGACCAUCUUCUACAAGAUCCAGGACAUCUACGAGAUCCACAAGGAGUUCUAUGACAACCUCUGCCCCAAGGUGCAGCAGUGGGACAGCCAGGUCACCAUGGGCCACCUCUUCCAGAAGCUGGCCAGCCAGCUUGGUGUGUACAAAGCUUUUGUGGAUAACUAUAAAGUUGCUCUGGAGACAGCUGAGAAGUGCAGCCAGUCCAACAACCAGUUCCAGAAGAUCUCAGAGGAACUCAAAGUGAAAGGUCCCAAGGACUCCAAGGACAGCCACACGUCAGUCACCAUGGAAGCUCUGCUAUACAAGCCCAUUGACCGAGUCACUCGGAGCACCCUGGUCCUACACGACCUGCUGAAGCACACACCUGUGGACCACCCAGACUACCCACUGCUCCAGGAUGCCCUCCGCAUCUCCCAGAACUUCCUGUCCAGCAUCAAUGAGGACAUUGACCCCCGCCGGACUGCAGUCACAACCCCCAAGGGGGAGACGCGGCAGCUGGUAAAGGAUGGCUUCCUGGUGGAGGUGUCGGAGAGCUCUCGGAAGCUGCGGCACGUCUUCCUCUUUACAGAUGUCCUACUGUGUGCCAAGCUGAAGAAGACCUCCGCAGGGAAGCACCAGCAAUAUGACUGUAAGUGGUACAUCCCUCUGGCCGACUUAGUGUUUCCAUCCCCCGAGGAGUCUGAGGCCAGCCCACAGGUGCACCCCUUCCCAGACCACGAGCUGGAGGACAUGAAAAUGAAGAUCUCUGCCCUCAAGAGUGAAAUCCAGAAGGAGAAAGCCAACAAAGGGCAGAGCCGGGCCAUCGAGCGCCUGAAAAAGAAGAUGUUUGAGAAUGAGUUCCUGUUGCUGCUCAAUUCCCCCACAAUCCCGUUUCGGAUCCACAGUCGGAAUGGAAAGAGCUACCUGUUCCUACUGUCCUCGGACUAUGAGAGGUCAGAAUGGAGAGAAGCGAUUCAGAAACUACAGAAGAAGGAUCUCCAGGCCUUUGUCUUGAGCUCAGUGGAGCUCCAGGUGCUCACGGGAUCCUGUUUCAAGCUUAGGACUGUACACAACAUUCCUGUCACCAGCAAUAAAGACGACGACGAGUCCCCUGGGCUCUAUGGCUUCCUUCAUGUCAUCGUCCACUCUGCCAAGGGAUUUAAGCAAUCGGCCAACCUGUACUGUACCCUGGAGGUGGAUUCCUUUGGCUAUUUUGUCAGCAAAGCCAAAACUAGGGUGUUCCGGGACACGACAGAGCCCAAGUGGGAUGAGGAGUUUGAGAUUGAACUGGAAGGCUCUCAGUCCCUGAGGAUCCUGUGCUACGACAAGUGCUACGACAAGACCAAGGUCAACAAGGACAACAACGAGAUCGUGGACAAGAUCAUGGGCAAAGGGCAGAUCCAGCUGGACCCACAAGCUGUAGAAACCAAGAACUGGCACACAGACGUGAUUGAGAUGAACGGGAUCAAAGUGGAAUUCUCCAUGAAGUUUACCAGCCGGGACAUGAGCCUAAAGAGGACCCCGUCCAAAAAGCAGACCGGCGUCUUUGGUGUGAAGAUCAGCGUGGUGACGAAGCGGGAGCGCUCCAAGGUGCCCUACAUCGUCCGGCAGUGUGUGGAAGAGGUGGAGAAGAGGGGCAUCGAGGAGGUCGGCAUCUACCGGAUAUCGGGGGUGGCCACGGACAUCCAGGCGCUGAAGGCCGUCUUUGAUGCCAAUAACAAGGACAUCUUGCUGAUGCUGAGUGACAUGGACAUCAACGCCAUCGCCGGCACCCUCAAGCUCUAUUUCCGGGAACUGCCCGAGCCCCUCCUCACAGACCGGCUUUACCCAGCCUUCAUGGAGGGCAUCGCCCUGUCGGACCCUGCUGCCAAGGAAAACUGCAUGAUGCACCUGCUCCGCUCCCUGCCCGACCCCAACCUCAUCACCUUCCUCUUCCUGCUGGAACACUUGAAAAGGGUUGCUGAGAAGGAGCCCAUCAACAAAAUGUCACUUCACAACCUGGCUACUGUGUUUGGCCCCACGUUACUGAGACCCUCAGAAGUGGAAAGCAAAGCACACCUCACGUCAGCUGCAGACAUCUGGUCCCAUGACGUCAUGGCACAGGUCCAGGUCCUUCUCUACUACCUGCAGCACCCCCCCAUCUCCUUUGCAGAACUGAAGCGGAACACACUGUACUUCUCCACCGACGUGUAGCCCAAGGCGGGGGCAGCUGCAGGGGGGGUGGCCAGGGCCAGCCUCUCCAGCCAGGGGCCUAACACAGACUUGAAAGACUGCAAUAGAAAACUCCCAAACCCAGCACUCCAGACUCCAAGGGAAGCAGACUUCCAAGAACUGGAAUAUGUGCAUCUUUUGUGCCACCUUGUACAAAGCCAGCUGACCAGCCCCAGCCUCACCGCCACACCCUGGGCUCCUGCCCUCUGUACCUCUAGUUGUGUCUAAUGCUCCGUGUUGUUCGGGAAUUGUUUUAUGUAUAUUUGUCAUGCAGAAAAGGUAGUGACCGACUCCGUGUGGGCACACAGACAGCCUGCUUUGUUCUUUCAUUUCCUCCAACACUUUCUUUCCUCCCGAGUCCAGUCCAAGGGCUUUUAUUUUGCGCUGUAUAACCGCUGCCAGCUUCUCCUCUCUUGGCCCUGCUCCCAGAUUGCAGUCUCCUGGCAGCCUCCCCCCAGUUCCCUCCACCCUCUCCUCCUUCCCAGCCUGCCCGCGUGCAUGUGCAGCUUCGGUUUUUGCUCCAUCGCCGUGAAAGCUCUGCAGAGGCCCUGGGCGGCGGUGGCAGCCCGUCUGCUGCUGCCGCCUGCUGCCCCGGCCCUCUCCUUGCCCCCACCUGUGGAAGCACAUCUGCUUUGCCUUGCUGCCUGUGCAAAUGUUGGACAAGGAGACAGACUCACACUAAUCCUCAGCUUAGCACAAAGCUGGAGAGCUCAUUUCUGGAAUUUUCCACGAGAGAAUCUCCAUAUCUGGGGUUUAUCUGCUCUGUCUCCUGCCUACCAGUGAGGCACCUUUGACUGUUUCUUCUACUGCUUUUCAGUUCCUUUUCCCCUGGUGUUCUAUUUCCUUUGAGUGUGAAGACUCACAAGUGACCUGCUCGCAAGACAGCCAGAGUCAGGAGAGAACCUGGGGGAGGCGGGGGCACAGUCAGGCUGCUGAGGAGCGAGACAGGAUGAGCAGUCAGGGCAACGGCAGUGGCACGGGGUGUCCUGAGCUGUGGGGGGCACACUCUUAGAAGCAAGUUGUCACGGCUUUUCUCGUGGAGCCAGGCUUCCUGGAGGGCAGCUAAUAUGGCUAAAGCGGGUGUCCAGAAAUGGGCAGGCUCUACCCAGGAGGCCACCUGGCACCUCAGUACCUCGUGGUGCUCUUGCCUUAGACUUUACACACAUCCUGUACAACCAAGCACUGCCACGGGGCAGCCCCACUGCCACGUGUUCUCCAGGACCUGGGAAAGAAAGGCACAGUCCAGCAGCCAGCUGUCAUGGUGCUGCCCCCACCCCACCCCUGGCUUCUGGAUGUAGGUUUUGAGUGAAUUCUGGGAAACUUCAGAAGUUGGGGGAGGACAAGGAAUCACAGGCACCUGCAUCUCUUGGGACCAGGUUUUGCAAGGGGCCCGCCUUGUUGACGUUGUAGUCCUGAGUAAGGGAUCAGCAGGUUCCAGUCCGAACUUCGAGAACCACUGCUCAGUACUGGAAAGGAGUGAGUAUUCCCAAAGUGCAAUUUCCCUCUGAGCAGCAGCUGUCAGCUGUGGCAAUCAGCCUAGGAGGGCAGACACUCCAGUGACAAGGGCUUGCGUUAUAGCACAGCUCCUGGCCUCUUCCAUGUGGCAGAGAGUAGAUUCUAGGCCCUCAGGACUGGGGAGAACAGCUCUCAUUGCUGUACUCAGGACUGGGUCUUGAAGAAGGGCUGCUGGCCCUAAAGCUGUAGUGCUUGCUCAGUGAGAGGCAGGGUCCUUUCUGAUCCUGUGUGUACCUUUUGCCUUCAGAACGGUGUAUAUUCUGUGCACGUUGGAAUACUGACCACCCAGCUGCCAGUUAGCAGCUUAGCAAGGAGUCCUGCUCCCUGGGAUGGGAGGUGAAGGGGAAGGAAUGCCACUUGGAUCUAAAUCCAGCAUCUGACCACUCCUGAGGUCUGGUUGGCACUCAGGUGUUGGUGCGUGGCAUGGAAAGCUCUUGCUUGCUUCCAAAGUGAUUGACAGUAAUGAAUUAGAGGCCCAGCAGAGCUAGUUACACCCCAAAGUGGGUGCCUCCCACCUUCUAAACAAGGAAUGUUUGCUUCUUAGCAUCAGGGAGCCCUGCAGCCCACAAGCUUGCUUAGGCAACAUGUGAAUAGGAGCAAGGCUGGAAGGGCCAAGAAAUGCAAAAGGCUCAUAUUUAUAAGUUCUACCCCUGAGUGGGGAGGGUCGGGUGCCAGACUUGGACUAAGCUGUACCAAGGAAAUACUAGGUGGGUUCUCCUGAGAGACAGGGACUGUGCAGCUCAGAACUCCCAGUCAGUUUGCCCAGCAGGGUGGGCUGUGCCAACAGGAGCCCAGGACAGGCUACUGGAAUCCCAGGUAUGCCUGUCCUUGCUGGGCAAUGGCUGAUGGCUGCCGGUUUUUGCUGAUACAGGUGGGAUGGGACCCUUCAUUAAUAUUUGACUUUAAUAAGUUGGUAAGGAUAUAUUUUUUUUGUCUAUGUUCUGUUUCAAUUUAUGUAGAUUAUUAUAAAUUGAUGUAAACCAUGUGAGAGGAAAAUGUUAAUAAAAAAAAAAAUGCAAAGCCCCAACAUUUGCACAAAACUCA
Lemur catta (Ring-tailed lemur) is the source of this 6277-nucleotide messenger RNA. It is a transcript of the gene ABR, whose product is annotated as ABR activator of RhoGEF and GTPase. Bases 137 to 3700 code for a protein of 1187 amino acids. The transcript is spliced from 23 exons. Gene Ontology annotation, biological process: positive regulation of GTPase activity; protein phosphorylation; intracellular signal transduction. The record is from RefSeq and is a predicted model, not a curated record. Gene Ontology annotation, molecular function: guanyl-nucleotide exchange factor activity; GTPase activator activity; protein serine/threonine kinase activity. Gene Ontology annotation, cellular component: membrane. NCBI's taxonomy places the organism in Eukaryota, Metazoa, Chordata, Mammalia, Primates, Lemuridae.